Molecule: messenger RNA, 1787 nt
Organism: Vitis riparia (riverbank grape)
Lineage: Eukaryota; Viridiplantae; Streptophyta; Magnoliopsida; Vitales; Vitaceae
Product: jasmonate O-methyltransferase-like
Exons: 5
Coding region: 464-1594 (376 amino acids)
Biological process (GO): methylation
Molecular function (GO): S-adenosylmethionine-dependent methyltransferase activity
Source: RefSeq, a predicted model, not a curated record
UUCUCUCUCUUCUUCUCCUUUUUUCUUUCUUCUUCUUUCCAUUUUCCUCACACCCACAGGCCACCUUUCUCUUCCCUCUCUCUAUUUCUCUUCUCUCUCCACACCAUCAUACCCACGACGGCGGCCCUUCUCCGCACCGACGACUCCACUGUCGGCCGACAGUCCUUUCCGAAACCGGCGGUCCCGCCUCCGGCCAUAUCUUAUCUCUCUCUUUUUCACACCAUACCCACGGCUCCCAUGUCAUCACCCCACUGUGAGCACCGCCAUCACCAUCCAUUGUGAAGUUCACCACAAGUGGCUAUUUUCGCUUCAACGUCGGUGGCACUGACGCCAUCUCUCCACUACGACACCCAUUCUUUCCCCUAUCAUUUCAAAAGCGAACCACGUGGUGUAAGUUACGAUAUAGCAUCAGCAUUCCCUGUUAUUCACCGGAGUUUGUAGGGCGUGGAGAGAGACGGAAGUGAUGCAAACGCUUCACAUGAACGCCGGAUCUGGGGAGACCAGUUAUGCAAAGAACUCGUGGGUUCAGAGCAACAUUAUAUCUGCUGGGAAGCGCAUAACUGAGGAAGCUAUACUAGACAUGUUGAGCAACCACUUGUCUGCAGACAGCAUAGGCAUUGGGGAUUUGGGAUGCUCAUCUGGACCCAACACCUUAUUGGUGAUAUCAGAGAUAUUGAACGUCAUAUAUGCCAAAUGGUGCCUGCAGGGCUGUGGUUCAUCACCGGAGUUUAGGGUGUACUUGAAUGAUCUUACCACCAAUGACUUCAAUAAUGUAUUUGGCUCACUCCCAGCUUUUUACACCAAAUUGAAGGAAGAAAAGGGUUCAGGAUUCGGGCCAUGUUUUAUAGUUGGGAUGCCUGGUUCAUUUUAUGGGAGGCUGUUCCCAACCAAGAGUAUGCACUUUGUGCACUCCUCUUCCAGCCUUCAUUGGCUCUCUCAGGUUCCACCUGGUUUGGACAGCAAGGCCACCACACACUUAAACAGGGGAAAGAUUUAUAUAUCAAAGACAAGCCCGCUUUGCGUUCUGGAAGCAUACUUGAUUCAAUUCCAGAAGGACUUCUCACUAUUUCUCAAGUCACGAUCGGAAGAGAUAGUUCCCAAAGGACGCAUGGUAUUGUCAUUCAUGGGUAGGAGAUCUCCAGAUCCCGCUGCAGAUGAGAGUUGCUACCAAUUUGAACUCUUAGCACGAGCACUAAUGAGCAUGGUCUCUGAGGGCCUUGUUGAAGAAGAGAAGGCUGAUUCUUUCAAUUUGCCCUACUACACACCGUCUCCUGAAGAAGUGGAGUUUGAGAUACAAAAAGAAGGGUCAUUCAUCCUCGACCGCCUCGAGACUUUUGAAAUUGAUUGGAUUAAUGGAAAUGAUGGGAAUAGCUCUGUGAGUGAAGGUGUGUAUCCCACAUCGGAAGCACUAUCGAGGGGACAUGGACACUCAAAGGGUAUUAGAGCUGUGGUGGAGUCCAUGCUGGAAUUCCACUUUGGAGGACAUAUAAUGGAUGAUCUAUUUACAAGGUAUGGCGACAUUGUGGAUGAACACUUGUCAAAGACUACACCCAAAUACAUCGUUUUGGUUAUUUCCCUUGUCAAAAAAGGUUAAUAUAUAUAUAUAUAUAUAUAUAUAUAUAUAUAUAUAUAUAUAAAGCAAGGCAAGUGCGACUUAUUUGAGAGAAUUCUGCAGACUUAAUUUAUUUUUCUUAAAUGAUUUUGUGAUGUUGGUGUAUCUGUUGGUAUUGGUUCUAGUAAUCAAGGGUUUUGGAAUUUAAGCCAAGAUGCUGUUUCCCCUUCUUUAU